AUGUGCUUACGAACGAUGUGCCAUUACACUUUCUGUGAUCAAACGCCAUACUCCUGGAUUAUACAAUCAUGCCAGCCUCUUGGAAUUUGCGAAAGGAUACUCACUGAGGGAUUUUCUCUUCCCGACUUCUGCCCCGAAUGUUACAUGGUGGCAGAUCCCAUGACAUCCCUUCCCAAUCAAGUUACAGUUAAAAAGCUCGGCACAGAGUAUGAGUUUGAUCAACGUUAUUUCGAAGACUCCAACUUACGGGAGAAAGCUAGUGCUGCGUUGAAUCGAGCGCAUGCCUUCAUACACAUGAACUUUGAGCCAAAUGUCAGAGACGAUCUUGAUAUCUUUUGUUCCAACAAGCGACUCAACCUCGACGUUUAUAAUCAUCUUUACCUCCUCGUUUUCCAACAACUUUUACCUCAUCUUUGGCUCACUGUUAGAGCUGGUCGUGCACAGGAAAUACCCCGAGAGCAUAGAAUUAUAAUAUUGCAGCUAAGGCAGGCUGUACUUCGGGAUCUUGCGUUUAACUAUGCAGAGAGCACCUACAAGGAGAACAAAGAGGAAGGAAAAUGGAGACAAGCGAUGGGUGCGGAUGCCCCACUCAUUGCAGAAGUUUGCGUUAAUCCUUCAACUGAUAGAUGCAUGAUAUGCCUGGAAUCGCUGAAUAGCGAGCCGUGUCUAAAAUUGAAGUGUAACCACACGUACCACGAAGCUUGUCUUGUACAGAUGGUCGAGUUCAAGGGAUGCGCCAUCUGCAGAGAUGAAUGCCGUGGUCCAUUGCCUGAUAUAUCAGUAGAGAAUGAUGGCCCAUGGCCUGAGUGGUUACAAGCGAUCGCUCCUUUUCAACGCCCACGAGUAGAGGAAGAGCUUCUUGCGCAACCUCCUCUUACAGACAUUGAAAUAAGUGGAUUAGAGGCAGCUCUCAUACAGACUCAAGAAAGAACUGCAGAGUUGUACGAGAGUGUGUUGCGUAAUCAACAAGAUCUUUCGAAUGCCAGAUUCAAAGCGGAAAGAAUUGAGUACGAAAUGACAGAAGGAGCGUCGAAUAUAAGUGGGCGUGAGUGGGACACACACAAUAGUCGAAUGAUUGCUGGAUUUGGCACGGGAAGGGAAUCGCCAAGGGACGCAUACAAGCGCUAUUCCCAAAUGCUCUACUCGAAAAGGUUGGAGGUAAUGGAUUGGGAGUUCGAUCAUAUAAAAAGCCUUAUGGAAUACAACAAGCUACCUUCUGAUCCCACCGAAGAGCUCAAUCAUAGGAUAUAUCGACAGAAAGAGUGGGUAGGUGCGCGAUUUCUAUAUUAUACUCAGCAAAGAAAACAGUUAAUAGGACAGGCAUUGGAAAGUGUUUACUUCAAUAUUCUUCCCCAUAAAGACACGUGGAAUCAUCGCCAUCGGAGGGAGGAGGAAGGCGAAGCAGAGGAAAAGUUGAGUCAAUCUGAACACCUCUGGAGACAAAGCAUAGUUGCGCGGGAUGACGCUAAAGAUAGAUUGGACUUUGCUCUAUAUCACAAGUCUUUGUAUGAAUCCAAUAACUAA
Molecule: messenger RNA, 1524 nt
Organism: Botrytis byssoidea
Lineage: Eukaryota; Fungi; Ascomycota; Leotiomycetes; Helotiales; Sclerotiniaceae
Exons: 1
Coding region: 1-1524 (507 amino acids)
Source: RefSeq, a predicted model, not a curated record